AUGUUUCCAACACUUUUGGUCACCUCAUUGCUCCUCGCUGGUGUUAUCGAUGCCACAGACUAUCAAUGUUGGAACUUCAAGUCACAGGACGCGUUACGACAGAAAUACAUCAGCACUCUGAACACUUAUAGAUCAGAAAUUGCGAAAGGAACAUCAAAGAAUGCCUCAGGCACAUGCCCACAAGGACAGAAUGUGUACAGACUGACAUGGGAUUGUCUUCUCGAAAUUCGCGCACAAGAAGCUGUCGAUAGAUGUGAUGGAAAAAUAACAGCUCUGCCUGGACAGGCUGCACUCAUAAAAACAAUAGACUUGAACGUUUGCAAUGCGAUCCCACUUCUCAAGCAAACAGUGGAUGGAUGGUGGAGUGAAGUCACGACAACUGGUGUUCAGAAUCCUCCGCUUUUUACCAGUGAUAACUUGAAGAGUUUUGCUACGUUGGCCAACGGAAAGCUCACAAGGAUUGGUUGUGCACAGAAAAACUGCGAAUCAAAAUUCUAUGUGGCAUGUGUGGCCUCCCAUGAGACUCCAGCAAAAAACACCAAUAUUUAUGAAGUUGGACCUGGUUGUAGUCAAAAUUCUGAAUGCACGACAUACAAAGAUUCAACAUGUGCGAAAAAUGACAAGCUAUGUAAACCCGGAUACAUUGAUAAUACAACAACAACGACAACAACAACAACAACAACAACAACAACAACAACAACAACAACACCAAAUACAACAACAACUACUACUGCUACUACUACUACCACUGCUACUACACCUACUACAACAACAACUACAACCACAACUACGAAACCUCCCGCUCCCAGUACAAUAUGUCCCAACAACUCUCAUAUAUUGGAAGAUUCGAUUAGAAAAAUAUUCGUGGAUCUACAUAAUCUGCAUCGAUCCGAACUGGCUCUAGGGACCACUCCAAACGGAAAAACUGGAAAUAUGAUGCGAAGAGCGUCGAAAAUGAUGAGAAUGACAUACGACUGCAACGCAGAAACAACUGCUUACGCAUGGGUGCAGGCAUGCUCCAACACAGAAUCUCCUGCAAAUAAUCGCUCCGGUUACGCCGAAAAUCGCCACAAUUUCCCCAAUCUUGUUCUUAAUAAUACUGUGGUAGCCACAAGAUCAUGUCAUAGAUGGUGGCGACAAAUUGAGUCAUUUAGUGUACCGCAAGGCACUAACAUCUUCCAGACCAAUGAGGGAAUAUCGAAUUUUGCCCAGAUGGCUUGGGAUACUCACGAGAAGAUUGGCUGCGCAAUAAAGAAAUGUCCUGACUUUAUCCUAUCAGUAUGCCAUUAUGGACCAGGAGCAGGACAACCUGGCAACCAGAUUUACAAAAUGGGCCCUACUUGCCGUCGAUGCCCGGCUGGAACUACCUGUGUUGAUGGACUUUGCACUCGCCCUUCAUAG
Molecule: messenger RNA, 1401 nt
Organism: Necator americanus (New World hookworm)
Lineage: Eukaryota; Metazoa; Nematoda; Chromadorea; Rhabditida; Ancylostomatidae
Exons: 13
Coding region: 1-1401 (466 amino acids)
Source: RefSeq, a predicted model, not a curated record